AGCAAUUAAUCAAUUUAACACAUAUCGAUUUAAUGCUGUACAUUGUGUUUAAAAGUUAAUAAUCAUAGCAAAUAACACCAACAACAAAAUACACAUAAUAGUGUAUAACUGUUUGUAUGAGUGCAUGUGUUGGUCUGAUUGUUGGUACGGUACGGUUGGAGUGUGAUGAUUAUUAAUUUAACAGUUGUGUUAUAACUACGACAGUACGAGCAAAGUAGCGGCGCGCAUAAAUAAGAGUAUCAAUUGGUAUCGGCAAUAUCCAAUGUUCACUGACUUUCGUUAAAUGUGGCUAUGCCGGCAGCAAUUUUCCCGCGCAUAUUUUCCCCUCAAUGGUCGGACGUCCGAUAAUCCGGGCGGUCAACAAAAUUGGUGACAUCGAAGUCAAGGAUUUACAUGUCGAUGAUCUUAUGGUCGGCGAUGAGGCUUCACAGCUCCGUUCGUUACUCGAGGUGUCCUAUCCCAUGGAGAAUGGUGUAGUCAGAAAUUGGGAGGAUAUGUGCCAUGUGUGGGACUACACGUUCGGGCCAAAGAAAAUGGACAUUGAUCCUACAAACACAAAAAUAUUGCUGACAGAGCCGCCCAUGAAUCCCAUCAAGAAUCGUGAAAAAAUGAUUGAGGUCAUGUUCGAGAAAUACGGCUUCGAUUCCACGUAUAUAGCCAUACAGGCUGUGCUGACGCUAUACGCUCAAGGUCUCAUCUCUGGCGUGGUCAUCGAUUCUGGUGACGGUGUUACGCACAUAUGUCCGGUUUAUGAGGAAUACGCUUUGCCCCAUUUAACGCGACGUCUGGACAUAGCGGGUCGCGACAUAACGCGUUAUUUGAUUAAGUUGCUUUUACUACGUGGCUAUGCCUUCAAUCAUUCCGCUGAUUUCGAAACGGUGCGCAUCAUGAAAGAAAAGCUUUGUUACAUAGGUUACGACAUUGAGAUGGAACAGCGUUUGGCGCUGGAAACGACGGUGCUGGUGGAGUCCUAUACGUUACCGGAUGGUCGAGUUAUUAAAGUGGGUGGGGAACGUUUCGAAGCUCCCGAAGCUCUAUUCCAACCGCAUUUAAUUAAUGUUGAAGGUGCUGGCAUUGCGGAACUGGCCUUCAAUACAAUACAGGCGGCAGACAUUGAUAUACGCCCGGAGCUCUAUAAGCAUAUAGUGUUAUCCGGCGGAUCCACAAUGUAUCCAGGUCUACCCAGUCGCCUGGAGCGUGAAAUUAAGCAAUUAUAUUUGGAGCGCGUGUUGAAAAAUGACACAGAAAAGCUAGCGAAAUUCAAAAUACGCAUUGAGGAUCCGCCGCGUCGCAAAGAUAUGGUAUUCAUUGGAGGUGCUGUGCUUGCAGAAGUUACGAAAGAUCGGGAUGCGUUCUGGAUGUCGAAGCAAGAGUAUCAGGAACAGGGUCUUAAAGUAUUGCAAAAAUUGCAAAAGAUCAGUAACUAAGAGUAUUUGCAAUAAUCCGAGCAUAAUACCCACAAUAUCACCAACAAAAACAAAAGAAAAAUCAACAACAUCAGCAGCGCAAACUAUAAAAAAGAACAUCAGAAAAUAAAAAUGAUGGUGGGCGUGAAGCUAGCAUGAUUUACAUAGUCCAUUUAAGUUGAAAUUCAUAGGUUUUCGGCUAUAUUGUAAAGCCUACUACUACUACUACUCUAUAUACUUCCGACAUUGAUAUAUACAUAGUGUACUUUGAAGUCUAUGCUUAUGUUAAAUGGUCUCUUCUACUUAGCUAAAGCAAUGUAAAUGACACUUUGAGUUUGAAUUUGAUUCUUGAGCCUCGGCUAUCUCCUUUUAGUUAUAUGCACAAAGUAAGCCGGUAGUUUCAUGCACACACACAACCAACCAGCUAGCCAAACACACACCUACCCACACACACAUCUUAAUCGUAAUUGCCAAACUAUUUUGUAAAUCAAAAUUUCAAAAAUCGUUUUACUAGAACUUGAUUGUUACUUUAGAGAUAAAAGUGUGAACAAAGCCGCCUAAAUAAUGUAUAUUUUUACUCUUUUAGUAACUUGUAAAUUUUAUAUACAUAUACGCAUAAAUUGUACAACUAUUUUUUUUGUAA
Molecule: messenger RNA, 2049 nt
Organism: Scaptodrosophila lebanonensis
Lineage: Eukaryota; Metazoa; Arthropoda; Insecta; Diptera; Drosophilidae
Gene: Arp2
Product: actin-related protein 2
Exons: 8
Coding region: 330-1427 (365 amino acids)
Biological process (GO): Arp2/3 complex-mediated actin nucleation
Cellular component (GO): actin cortical patch; Arp2/3 protein complex
Molecular function (GO): actin filament binding
Source: RefSeq, a predicted model, not a curated record